GUCGGCCUAGCCUCCCUUAUCGGGGGACUCAUUAUCUGCAGUACUGCCUGCAUACGUCAACCCGUUUCAGACAUCCGAACUGCUUGAUCAGCCGGCAGUGAUGGCGAUCAUUGUAGAUCUAGACGAGGAAUCUGAACCUCCUCAGACACAGCCAGUAGGCGCGUAUGGCGAAUGGAACAAUGAAAGGACCAAGCUGCAACUUCAACAAGAACUCCUCGCCGCUGUGAAUACCAAUGCACAAGCUCGGGACAGCUCGGUUGUCGAUGACGACACCCGGGAUUCCGCUGCCGAUAAGGGCAUGUCUGAGAAUUCGAACAGGACGCGAAUGACAGAGGCCCUCGCGUGUUAUCCCAUUGCCAUAGCGAUCGUAGCAUGGCUUGACCUAAACUCCCUCGACAACCUCUCGAGAACAUGUCGCCAGAUCCGCUCAAACCUACUACAGUACCGCGGGCCCCUGGUCACGCACACGAUGCACUGCUACAAGGAGCACCCCCCGCUCGAACCUGAAGACAACGAGAUGAAUUGGCAUUAUAUGAGCAUAAGCGAGGGUUAUAGGCGCAAGGGAACCUGUGCCCGGGACCUCGUGGCCGAAUGUCGGCGGUGCGCCAGGCCCGUCUGCCGUAACUGCAUCAUCCGGUCCCCAGGAGCAUCGACCUUCCGCGAGAGACACCGCCGGCUCUGCAUCCCGUGCACCAAGGCACCCCUCGCAUCGCUGGCGAACCCGCCCCUGCUGCCCAGCACCUCGAUCGUCGCAGAUGAGAUGCAGCGGGCCAUCUGCACGUGCGAAAGCGAUUGUGUCUGGCUCUGCCACCCAUGCGGACGGAACAUAAUCGGCGCAGACCAAGACUACAGGUCAAUCUGGCGCUGGCGGAACCAAUACGGCGAAGUCCUCGGCGGCACCGGCAUAGGCGAAGGCGACAGGGGCGUCAUCUGCGGACGCGAAGCCGCGUGCCUAGGAGCGAGGGAAGUCGCCGAAGAAACAGACUGCGACGCAGCCGACGCGCGGGAGCAAGAGCACCAGCUCUCGCUGCACCACUACUCGGCGUCUCCGUCGUCGACGCCGUCGCCAUCGUCCUCGUUCACCACGGGCUCGCCCCUGAGCAGCGCCAGCGCCAGCGAGUACAGCGUCGGGGGCCACCGCACGCCCAGCCCGCCGCACUCCGUCGGCUUCGCCGUGUCGAGCUGCGGCACCUUGCGCCCGGGCUACGCGCGCCACGAGAUCGAGGGCAUCGGGGGCGUCGUCAAGACCAAGCUGGUGCGGAUGAUGCGCGUUGGCGCCUGUGUGCCUGAGUGGGAGGACGAGCGGAACGGCGGUCGGAUCCUCGAGCGCGAGGUCUCCGGGCGGAAGCGCAGUUGGUGCGGGUGGUGCUGGAGAGUCAUACCUGGAGCCAAGGAUGUUUCCGGGGCUAAAAUGGUUGAAUCGACGUGAAACGUCUAUAUAUGCAUGGGUCAAGGAAGCGGUAGGAAUCUCUGGCGUUUUGUUUUAUUCUUUAUUAUAGGUAGGUAGGUAGGUAGGUAGGUAUAUGGUCAUUUAUGGAUAGGGAAAUACUCAGGUAAAACAUGCAUUUUUCAAUGGGUCGAUUUCUUCUUGAAUUUUUGUCUUGUAUUGAUUGAGUCUUAUACAAUGAGAUUAAGUACAACCAUUGGCACGUGGCCAGACAUCGUGUUGCGCUGCGACAUGUUUGGCGUAACAAGCUUG
Messenger RNA from Xylaria bambusicola, 1699 nucleotides. RefSeq lists its product as uncharacterized. Bases 101 to 1429 code for a protein of 442 amino acids. The record is from RefSeq and is a predicted model, not a curated record. Lineage: Eukaryota; Fungi; Ascomycota; Sordariomycetes; Xylariales; Xylariaceae. The transcript is spliced from 4 exons.